This is a messenger RNA of Macaca mulatta (Rhesus monkey), 2544 nucleotides long. NCBI's taxonomy places the organism in Eukaryota, Metazoa, Chordata, Mammalia, Primates, Cercopithecidae. The record is from RefSeq and is a predicted model, not a curated record.
CAAAAGAUUUGGUGAAUGAUUUAUGGGGCUAAACUUGGUAAUCCCAAAAAGUCAAUAUUGUGUAAAGUUGAGAGAAAAGUCUUCACAGAGGAAGAAGAAAUCACUUUUUGUUCCGAAUCAGUUCCAGGUUUCUGUUCCUUUCGCUAUGGAUUGUCUUUCCUUGUGCACUGUUGUAAUGUUAUAACAACAGCACAGCGCACAUGCCUGAACCUCACAAUGGUAGUCAUGGUGAAUAGCACAGAUCCACAUGGUUUGCCCAACACCUCCACAAAGAAGCUCCUGGAUAAUAUAAAGAACCCUGUGUAUAACUGGAGCCCAGAUAUCCAGGGAAUCAUCUUGAGUUCCACCUUCUAUGGUUUCGUCAUCAUCCAAGUUCCUGUUGGAUACUUCUCUGGAAUAUACUCUACAAAGAAAAUGAUUGGCUUUGCAUUAUGCCUCAGCUCUGUGUUAAGCCUACUCAUCCCACCAGCAGCUGGAAUUGGAGUAGCUUGGGUCAUUGUAUGUCGAGCAGUUCAGGGAGCAGCCCAGGGGAUAGUUGGAACAGCCCAGUUUGAAAUAUAUGUCAAAUGGGCUCCUCCCCUGGAACGAGGCCGACUUACUUCUAUGAGUACAUCAGGGUUUUUGCUGGGACCCUUUAUUGUCCUACUUGUGACUGGAGUUAUCUGUGAAUCUCUGGGCUGGCCCAUGGUCUUCUAUAUUUUUGGUGCUUGUGGCUGUGCUCUAUGUCUUCUCUGGUUCAUUCUGUUUUAUGAUGACCCCAAGGACCACCCAUGUAUAAGCAUCAGUGAAAAGGAAUACAUCACAUCCUCCCUGGUCCAGCAGGUCAGUUCAAGUAGACAAUCUCUGCCUAUCAAGGCUAUGCUUAAAUCGCUUCCAGUCUGGGCUAUUUCCAUUGGUAGUUUUACUUUUUUCUGGUCACAUAUCAUCAUGACACUAUACACGCCACUGUUUAUCAACUCCACGCUUCGUGUUAAUAUAAAAGAGAAUGGGUUUCUGUCUUCCCUCCCCUAUUUGUUUGCUUGGAUCUGUGGUAACCUAGUAGGUCAGUUAUCAGACUUCUUCCUGACCAGGAAUAUUCUCAGCGUAAUUGCUGUCCGGAAACUCUUCACAGCAGCAGGAUUUCUCCUUCCUGCAAUCUUUGGUGUAUGCCUGCCUCACCUGAGUUCCAGCUUCUACGGCAUUGUCAUUUUCCUAAUACUUGUUAGUGCAACAGGCAGCUUUUGCUUGGGUGGAGUACUUAUAAAUGGCUUGGAUAUCGCUCCCAGAUAUUUUGGAUUUAUUAAAGCGUGUUCAACCUUAAGCGGAAUGCUAGGAGGACUAAUUGCUUCCACUUUGACUGGAUUGAUCCUUAGGCAGGAUCCAGAAUCCGCCUGGUUUAAAACCUUCAUCCUGAUGGCAGCCAUUAAUGUGACUGGCCUAAUUUUCUACCUUAUAGUUGCUAAAGCAGAAAUUCAGGACUGGGCUAAAGAAAGACAACACACACGUCUCUGAAGGUUUUGGAGAAUAUGACUUCGGAGGAGUUAAUCUGGACACCUACUAACCAGGUAAAGCCCAGUUUCAGCCCAACUUGCUAGAGGUCACUAUCCCAGUUAACACAGAAGACAGCAAUUGUUCUUUGAAAGGACUAGUGACACUUUUGGGUAGGGUUCAUAAAAAAAGAGUAUGUGGUGGGUGCAGGACCACAAAGGGGGGCUUUAUUUUCAUUUUCUUAAUAACGAGUUGGUUUACAAAGAAUGAGAAUUUGGUAACAGUACAAAAGGUAUGCCUUAUUAUUGCUGUGGAUAAAAUACAUUCUUAUUAGGGAGAGAGGCAGUAUCAAACUACUUGAGUGUCAAACCCCACUGGUAUGCCCUGUGUUUUUUUGCUUCGUUUGGAUUUGUUUUGUUUUCAGGAUACAACAUAGAUACAGAACAACUGAUGGAUGGUUUCAUACUGUGUGCCUGGACCUAGCAAAAUUUUGGAGUUGUUUGGAUCUUUUACAUAAAGAUUUUUGAGAAUAGGGAAGAGGAAGGAUGAUAAACUUGCACAGACAGCCAUAUUUAUUUUUAUGUCCAGAGGAGAGAAGUGUGAAAAAAUGCUUAGGAUAACCUAUCACUGAGGCAAGGAAGACAACUUGAGAAAAAUAUAAUACACGAGACCAUCUUUUUGAAAUGUUUAAAAGCUUUCUUAUGUCCUCUGGGUACAAGGACUCACCAAUGAUAUUUGUGUGCACUAUUUUUUUCUUUUUUUACAAAACUUAGUGUGAAAUAGAGCACUUGCAGAGCCUGGGACAACUUCCUUAUUGAAGGGAAGAAGGACCAGCACACAAGGCUAAGGCUGAGGGGCAGUCACUAGCACCAGGAAGAAGGUGGUAGGAAGAGUCCUAGGGGCUGGUUUUACCCUCCCACAUACCCUGUGUGCAUCGUUUUUUAACAUGUAUUGUUUGUAACAUGUAAUAUAUCUGAAUUUUAAAUGGGGAUGGUGAUUUAUCUCAGUCUUCCUCUCUGCAUCAGUUGCUUUAUAAAUGAUUGUUAAACCAAUAAACACACACAAGAUAAAAUUUUA